AUGCGCUGUGUUGUGGUGCGUCUCCCGGGUUACGGCACUACUGCCCGGUCAGACCUGGUCCAGACCGGAUUCAGACCUGGUCCAGACCUGUCUUGGGUCUCCAUAAUGUCUUCACGCCCCACCCCACACUCCGUAAAGCGGUGGCCGCUCCAGGGCACGGACUACGCGGCGCCCCGGGACCAAGUGCGCGCUCCUGGGACUCUCUUCAGCUCCUGGACCCCUUUGACCAACAAGACCCACAACCUGCAGCUGUUUGAGAAGCGUGUGGAGCUCCUGCUGCACUGGUUCGACCUGUGGACAGACGAAGGAACUCGUCAGCUCCUCAGCUCUCACCUCUGUGUCCUGUACCAAAGCCCGGACCACACGCUCCCGGACUGCCUCAGAGCGCUGGAGCCGGUCGCAGACAUGGGUUUGUUCUUGUUCUCUGACGCCCUGGUGCUGACCCGUCUGGACCAGCGCCACGUCCCCUUCACCGUGACCCAGACACGCUCCCACAGCUUCAUGGCGUCUGUGGCUCUGUCUGGCCUCAGCGUCCGAGAGGUCAACCACUCACGCUGUAGGUACAGUGUGUGCUGUAGGUACCAUGUGUGCUGUGCACCAUGUGUGCUGUAA
Molecule: messenger RNA, 612 nt
Organism: Knipowitschia caucasica
Lineage: Eukaryota; Metazoa; Chordata; Actinopteri; Gobiiformes; Gobiidae
Source: the annotation of a GenBank genome assembly